Molecule: messenger RNA, 2663 nt
Organism: Cyprinus carpio (common carp)
Lineage: Eukaryota; Metazoa; Chordata; Actinopteri; Cypriniformes; Cyprinidae
Product: zinc finger protein 239-like
Exons: 2
Coding region: 1-1191 (396 amino acids)
Biological process (GO): regulation of transcription by RNA polymerase II
Cellular component (GO): nucleus
Molecular function (GO): RNA polymerase II cis-regulatory region sequence-specific DNA binding; DNA-binding transcription activator activity, RNA polymerase II-specific
Source: RefSeq, a predicted model, not a curated record
AUGAGAGAUCCAGAACCCUGCAGAAUCAAACACUCUAUAGAUACUGAAGAACAAACAGUUUCAGAGUUGAUUGAAGACAAUGAGAUGAAAGAAGAAUUGAGUGAAGUUGAGGAUAAAAAUCAGGUCAGGAGUGGAGAAAAACCCAAAGAGAAAGUUUUAAAGAAAAGAAGAGACAAGACCUGCAUUCAGUGUGGAAAGAGUUUCACAUACAAACAGUACCUUGAGCGUCACAUGAGAGUUCAUACUGGAGAGAAACCAUACACAUGUGAUCAGUGCGGGAAGAGUUUCACACAAUCAUCAGUCCUUAAGGUACACAUGAACAUCCACACUAGAGAGAAACUGUACACAUGUGAUCAAUGCAGCAAAACAUUUUUCUGUGCUUCAGUCCUGAGAAAUCACAUGAUAAUUCAUACAAAGGAGAAACCACAUUCAUGUCAUUUGUGUGGCAGGAGUUUUUCACUUCUACAAAAUUUGAAAAAACAUCAGAAAAUACAUACUGGUGUGAGAGAGUACAUGUGCUUUGAAUGUGAAAAUACUUUUACUACAUCGGACCAUUUAAAACUGCAUGAGAGGAUUCACACUGGAGAGAAACCUUACAAGUGUUCACACUGUGAAAAGAGAUUCAUUCAGUCAACACAUCUGAAAACACAUGAGAGGAUUCACACUGGAGAGAAACCGUACACAUGUGAUCAGUGCUGGAAGAGUUUCUCACAAUCAGCAAGUCUUAAGGAACACGUGAACAUCCACACUAGAGAGAAACUUUACGCAUGUGAUCAGUGCGGGAAAACAUUUUUGAGAGCUAAAGACCUGAAGCAGCACCUGAGAGUUCAUACAAAGGAGAAGCCACAUUCAUGUUCUUUGUGUGGAAGGAGUUUUUCACUUCUACAAAAUUUGAAAAUACAUCAGAAAAUCCAUACUGGUGUGAGAGACUACAUGUGCUUUGAGUGUGAAAAGACUUUUACUACAGCAACCUGUUUAAAACUGCACCAGAGGAUUCACUCUGGAGAAAAACCUUAUAAGUGUUCACAUUGUGACAAGAGAUUCAGUCAGUCAUCAAAUCUAAAAACACACAAGAGGAUUCACACUGGAGAGAAACCUUACAAGUGUUCACACUGUGUCAAGAGAUUCAGUCAGUUAGGACAUCUGAAAAGACAUGAGAGGAUCCACACUAGAAAGAAACUGUAUCACUAGGUUUGGGUACCGAAACCCGGUACCAAUAUGGCACCAGUAUGUACUAGAACAACUCAGGAAAUGAGAGAGCCUGAGGAGUGUGUGAAUGCAGUAAUUACACUUGCUCUGACAGCAGCAGGUAGCCUACCAUUAGCUAGCUAAGCUAAACAUGCUUAAAUUAAACUGCCUAAAGUUAAACUUCCCUUGUAUUCACAUUUCUAAACCUGUUUAUUGCACAACACCAGUCAAAUGCUUCCUUUUGUUAUCUGCUAUGGGUACUUGUCAAAAAAUAAAGCGGAAAAGAUGUUGUAUACUGUAAAAAAGGCUAUGUCGAUUAGCAAUGGAAUUUAAAUAUACUAAAUUAUGAAAAUACAAGCGAUGGCUUGAAUAACACAGAUAAACUACACAUUGUUGCAAACGAGUGUUUAUUGUCUUUGUUUUUAGAAUUUAAAAUGUUUAUAUCUUCUGUUUACUCAGUUUGUCCAUAUUAGGGAUUUCCUGGAGCGUCAUUAGUUCUGUUGCUUCUGUGAUGUACAGUGCAUGAAGUUUAUGAACCCUUUACAAUUUUCUGUAUUUCUGCAUGAAUAUGACCCAAAACAUCAUCAGAAGUCCUGAAAGUAGACAAAGAGAACCCAAUCAGUCAAAUGAGACAAAAAUAUUACAUUUAUUGAGAAAAAUGAUCUAUUGUUACAUAUCUGUGCAUUGCACAAGAAUCUUUGCUUUCAGUAUCUGGUGUGACCCCAUUUUUCAGCAAUAACUGCACAACAUCUUUUGGGACUUUCAGCCCAUUCCUCAGUACAGAGCCACUUCAACUCUUGUGCUGUUGGUGGGUUUCUUCCUUUGAACUGCUUGCUUCAGCUCUUUCCACAACAUUUAAAUUGGAUUAAGGUCCAUACUUUGACUCGGCCACUCCAAAACAUUAACUUUGUUCUUCUUUAACCAUUCUUUGGUAAAACAACUUGUGUGCUUGGGGUCGUUGUUUUGCUGCAUGGCCCACUUUCCUUUGAGACUCAGUUCUGGGAUAGAUCAUUUCCUUUAGAAUUUGCUGGUAUAAUUCAGAAUUAAUUGUUCCAUCAAUGAUGGUAAGUCAUCCUGCCCCAGAUGCAGCAAAACUGUCCCAAACCAUGAUACUGUACUACCACCACCAUGUUUUACAGAUGGGAUAAGAUUUCUUAUGCUGGAAUGCAGCGUUUAACAUAACGCUUCUCAUUUAAAACAAACAGUUCUAUUUUGGUCUCAUCUGUACACAAAACAUUUCUCCAAUAGCCCUCUGGUUUGUCCACAUGAUCUUUAGCAAACUGCAGAUGGGCAGCAAUUAUUUUUGGAGAGCAAUGGCUUUCUUCUUGCAACUCUGCCAUGCACACCUUGGUUGUUCAGUCUUCCCCUGAUGGUGGACUCAUUAACAUUAACAUUAGCCAAUGUGAGAAAGGCCUUUUAGUUUACAUUACAUGAAAGUUUACAUUUACAUUUAAUCAUUUAGCAGACACUUUUAU